Messenger RNA from Daphnia magna, 1364 nucleotides. RefSeq names its product ras suppressor protein 1. The record is from RefSeq and is a predicted model, not a curated record. Gene Ontology annotation, molecular function: protein binding. Lineage: Eukaryota; Metazoa; Arthropoda; Branchiopoda; Diplostraca; Daphniidae. The transcript is spliced from 7 exons. The coding region runs from base 220 to 1035 and encodes 271 amino acids.
AGGGAUUUCGGUGUCUGACUUGGACCUGGCAACGUCCCCGGCGGAACAAUCUUACUCCAUAGCCCUGCAGAGAUGUCCUUUUUUGGAUGGUGUUUGGGCGUGUAAAAAUUUAACUAGAAAGUGGAAAACAGUGACGAAAGAUACACAUAUUCAAAAAGUUUAUAUCAAACGUGUUAGUUUCUUAUCAAUUACAUUGGUCCAUACUGGGAACUCUUCGAAAUGUCUAAAGUGAGAAAAAUCAUAGAUGAAGCCAAAGAAUCAAAAAAUCCUGAGCUAGAUUUAGUGGACAAGGGUAUUUCUUCCUUCGACGAAAUACCUAGUAUCCUUACCAUGUUCAACUUGACUCGAAUUACACUGACACACAACCGUAUCUCAGUGGUCACCCCAGCAUUAGCAAAUCUGACAAAUCUUGAAAUUCUGAACUUGUUUAAUAAUCAAGUUGAAGAACUCCCAACAUCCUUAUCCUCUAUGCCUAAACUUAGGAUUUUAAAUCUAGGUAUGAACAAGCUGAGUGCUCUUCCUCGAGGGUUUGGAGCGUUUCCUGUAUUAGAGGUUUUGGAUUUGACCUAUAACAACUUGAAUGAGAAUAGUUUACCUGGCAAUUUUUUUAUGAUUGAAACAUUAAGAGCUCUAUACUUGGGUGAUAAUGAUUUUGAAAGCAUCCCAUCAGAAAUUGGCCACCUAAAAAACUUGCAAAUUCUUGUGCUACGAGAUAAUGAUAUAGUUGAGCUCCCUAAAGAAAUUGGUGAACUAGCCAGGCUGAGAGAACUGCAUAUUCAAGGAAAUCGCUUGUCUGUUUUACCACCAGAACUAGGUAACUUGGACCUCACCAGUAACAAAUCAGUUAUUAGAAUGGAAAACAAUCCAUGGGUUGCACCAAUUGCAGAUCAAUUGCAAGUCGGCAUCUCCCAUGUCGUUGAUUAUCUUCGGUCAGAAACGUACAAAUUUGUCUAUGGACGUCAUGUUUCGGCCAACGCUCCUGCCCCACCACGACUCAGCGAAAGAACAAAGAAGAGCUCGAAACCCAAACCCUAACCCUAGCUUUUAGCUUUAAGCAUUAUCGCUUCAAGGACGUGUUUCAUCAGUCGCCAAUUCUCUUUUUGCAAACUGAAUUUCUAUUUUCCGACGGCAUAAUCAAACAACUAAUUCUUUAUUUCUUCACCUUGUUAUUUGUAACGUGCCAAUCGCCUUCCAUUCUUUGAAUGGUAUCCGUCUAAUCAUGUCAUUUGUUUUUUACAAGUUUGCUAACGUUGUCUUCCACUUUUGCGCAUUUCCCAUCUGUCUCCUUCAUAAGCUCGCGAAUUUAUUGAAUAAUCUUGUGUUAGAUGAACAUUGUUCCCUAAUAAAUAGUCUAUCAAAGUAAA